Messenger RNA from Triplophysa rosa, 5179 nucleotides. Its product is annotated as AP-4 complex accessory subunit RUSC2. The transcript has 10 exons. Gene Ontology annotation, cellular component: cytoplasmic vesicle. Bases 1533 to 5171 code for a protein of 1212 amino acids. The record is from RefSeq and is a predicted model, not a curated record. Lineage: Eukaryota; Metazoa; Chordata; Actinopteri; Cypriniformes; Nemacheilidae.
UGAAUCUCUCUGUGGAAGUGGGAGGAGUUGGAGAGGGGGCUUUUAAGGCAAAAUGUUUAAUGGUUGCUGAAUUAUUUUCGAUAUAUGUGUAGAAUUAACAUGAUAUUGAUAGCAAAAAAAUUUAAAUCAAGGUUGUUGCCCCUAUAUACAAUAUGGUGUUUUUACAACCUGAUCUCAUGGGAAUUCGUAACUGUUUUACGAUGUGGCUACACCUAAACCUAACCGUCACUGGUGUGAAAGCAAACCAUACGAAACGUCGCAAUAAAAGCGUACGGAUUCAUAUGAAUUAGCCACCACGUAAAAUGGUUACUAAUACUAAUCAUAUCAUAUAGUAAAAAAAUUUUAAUUUACAAUCAUAAAUAUGGUACAUUAGAAGCAAAUGUUUACAGUGUUGGCUAUACCUGUGAGUGUCAAAUGUUUGACAAAGUGUUCACAAAUAUAAUGAUAUAUAAAAUGCAUUUCAAAUCUAAUAAAAUCAAUAGGUUUUUGAUAGGGUUAGGGAUAUACUGUAGCUAAUAUUUGUGUCUUGUCUGCACAAAUAUAGCAUUUAAGAUUCAGUUUCUGAAAUUUAGCAGCAUCUAGCGGUGAGGUUACGAAUUGCAACAAACGGCUCAUUCCACGGCUCACCCCUCCCUUUCGAAGCACUAUGGUGGCUGACACAGGACAAAGAUGUCGUCAUGUUUUUGCUUCUUUGCCGAAGUAGAUAACGUAUUUACAAAACGCGCUCUGUAGAGCAAUUUGUCUUUUUAGGGCUACUGCAGAAACAACAUGACGAAUUCCAUGUGCGGUGUAUGUAGAUAGAAAAAGCUUAUUCUAAUCUAAUAAAAGCAUAAUGCUUCAUUACUGCGUGUAAGGUCUUUAUAAACCUCUAAAGACAUAGUUAUGUAUAUUAUUGUAAUAAACUCAAUAAAAUGGGAAGGAAGGAGGCGGGAACCGACGAACAUUCAAAACAUUUAAUCAAAAUAAAUAAACAAUAAAUCCAGCAGUAAAAAGGCCGGCAGCCCCUCAUGGACGACUGGCGGCCACAUGAACAUAAACACAUAAACAAAACUUAGCAUUUCCGGGCCCGGUCCUCUCUCGUCGGCAGUCCUGUCGCUCGUCCUCUUAUGCUCCCGAGCUCCCCCGUGAGGCAUGCGGGACCGGUGCGCGUACAGCUGAUACUCAUUAUCACUCACGCCACCGGCCCCGCCUUCCUGCCCCACGGCUCUCGUCCCGCUUUCCUCGCUACAUUUAUAUUGCAUUUCUGUCAAUAGAUCCUCCUAAAUAUUACAAACGGCACCUUGAAAGUUCAUUAUUUUUAAAAGGAAAAAGUAAUUUUGGGAAUGUCUUCAACAGAAUUAUUAUACAAGAGAGUUAUCUACAAUGCUAAAAAUAAUUUUCUUUCUUUAGAAUUUGUCUUUUAAACAAAUGACGCAGACGUCUGAGCUUACACAAGUUCUGCUGAGCUUUGCCAUUUGCACACCAGGAACUGUUUAUGUCACUGAACCAGCCUACUUUGUAAGGACUGACAGUUAGUACUUGGUACUUAUAAAAUGGACGUUUCCUCAAAGCCAGGAGAGACUUUGUUUGCGUGUCACAUCUCACAAGUUCAUGGUCAGUGUGUUGAGUGGAACCUAUAUAGCUCUGUAAAGACACCCAGGCGUCCACGCUCUCUGAAUCUAACUCACAGUACAUCUCUACCUGAGAGGGAAAAUCUGCCGAGGCACACACUUGAAAAUUACAGUGUCAACCAUACUUGCAAGUCCACGGAAACCGAAGACAAAAAAGAGUCUUCCUCAACGCUCCAACACUUCUCUGAUUUAUCCGAGUGCACUCCAUUAACAAGUCCUGAAAGAAAAACACAGUCAUCACACCACAGAGUAACACCCAGAUGGCAAAACCUUUUCAUCCCUCAAUCAGGGAUGAAUGAGGAUGAUGAAGACGAAGACUCUGAUGGAGACAACUUGCACAAGUACCAUGAGGGAUCAUCCCUACAACUUCAAGGUUUUAAUGUAGCCCAAAGUAUAAACACAGGGAGCUCCACUGAAUGCCGAACCGAACGUUCUUCAUUGAGCCAUAAGACCCUCAACUAUGAAAUAAACUCUUUCAGUAAAUCCAACGAGAACAAAGAACCUCAGAAAGAAUCUGCUACAGGUUGUGAGGAUCGUAGGGACAGAAAAGGAAUCCCUAUAUCCUUCAUGGAUUGUGAUGAACAGGACUGGGUUGAUGAGCAAGACUAUAGCAAGCAUGCUCUAGAGGAACCUGAUAAUAGCUGGGCUCAAACUGACAACCUCUUGAACUGUGAAUCCUUGAGUCAAAACCCAACAGACUAUAUCACUGACUCUUCCUGUAACAGCUCUGAUGGAGUAUUAGUCAACUUCAGCGCUAUCUACAACAAAACCAACAAUGCAGUUCCAGCGACUCCUCUUAACCUAGAGAGUCCUGAUCAUCAAGAUGGUUCCAACCCCAUGCCCAGCUGGUCACCUUGCAGUGUUGAUCCAAACAGCAACAUCUACCCACUUGACUCUGAUGGCUUUUCAUCAGGGGAAAUUUCUGACCUCGCUAUAUGUCUACAGAGUCGAGCACAGCUGGCUGGUUCCACUCAGAAUUACUAUAAAUUGGUAACAUGUGACUUGUCAUUCCAAUCUUCACCCAACACACCUUGGUCCUCUUUGACAAGUUUCUCUGAAACUCAUAGCCGGGGUAGCUGUUCUCCACCCUCCCAAUAUUUCCUCUUUGGACAGUCAGAGGGAGAGGAAAAUGAGAGGCCAAAGGUUGACCAAAACAAACACCAGGGUGAUGGGCACACCGAAGACAUGAACACCAGGGUCACCAGGGACCAAUUUAUAGAAACCAAGGAAAAAAUGUCACAUGUAAAAACACAUCACUCUGCUAUAAGACUGCCAGAACAUAACAGCUGUAAUUACAUCAAGACUCCUCAGUCACAAAGCUGGACUAGCAGUCAGAAAUGCUGUACCAUAUCAAAACAGGGGGUCCUACAGAAUAGUUGUCCCAGCCAUCUAGAUACAAACCUAUCUUCACAUCGAUCCAGGCAACACGCCACCUCAUUUGUAGAAAUUGCUCAAUGUAAGAAAGGAAAUAGAGAUUCAUCUAUAAAACAAAGUCCGGAGGGUCCAUCAGGGUCGUACUUCCCUAAGUUAUCUUCUUUUCAAAAAGAGAAUACCAUGUCAUUUAACCCCCAAAACAAUGACAAGAUCACAAUAGUUUCCCUGUGUACUGACAGCAAUUAUCAAUCCAAUCCAGAAGGUGAAAGUGCCUUGUCCCAAGAUGUUGUACGAUACACAAAAGAACAAAGACCCACCUCUCUCCCCAUCCAACCUUUUGUGCUUCAAGCACCCUCAGGCAAACAACAGAGCAAGACACUUGGAUCUCUUCUUAAUCAGUACAUCAGCCACAAAUACAAAAAGCCUGGGCCAUCCAAAGCUACCUGCAAAACCAAGGGACACGUGCAACUCUCACCUGUUGGAUAUUACUCCACCAUCCACCUGGAGACAACCCCCAGUUCAGACACUUGUUCCACCUGCACAUCAAGUCCCGUUUUACCCUCCAGUCGCCCUCAGUGUACCCACCCCUGCACGCUGUUGGGACACAUUCAACAGAACAAAACCCCGGAUGAAUCCGAGAGUCCAAAAGCUUGCUCAAGCCAACAACAUCCCUUGACUGGAAAACAUCAAACUUAUUCUUCGUCUUUUACGUCCACAAAACAAGAUCCAAAUUGUCUUCCAGAGCAAGUGUCUCUUGUUCAGAGCCAGACUCCAUCGGUAAUCAGAGAGGAACUGUCGGCUGUAAGUUUUCAGGAUGAAUCCUACCCUUCUCAACAUGGAUCUUCCCCUGCCAUCACACCAGUGACCUCCAUCCCAUCCCUUAUCUAUUUACCGGGGAAUGGACGAAGAUCCCUGUCGCCAUUUGAGGUGUGCACGAAAGAAAGACUUGGCUCCAACAUCUGCCAUUUCUUUGGCUCAAUUAUGCCGCCUUGUGCUAAAAAGGAACGUCGACCUGGUGACUCAUUCUCCAGGAUGGACAGACCAACUGAAGAGUCCUCCUUUUCCCCAGAAGACCCUUCAGAACCUUUCUCAGUUGAAGCACUGCACAAGAAAAGUAUGUUGAAGGAUUUGAGUUUGGCAGUGGAUCAUAUAACAGCUCAUUUCAGCUCAAUACAAGAACCAGAGGAAAAGAUCAGACUUGGAAAUAGUUCACUGUGCAGCAGUAUCAGGCAACUUGUCUUUAAACACCUCUGCCCUGCAAUCCAGAACAUUCUUCAAGAUGGUCUGAAAGCCUAUAAAUUGGAUUUAAUCAUAGGACAGCGACGCAACAAAUUAUGGAAUGUCAUAGAGGCCACUGCCCAUCCAGGCUCAUCCACCCGAAUUCCUGACAGCUUGGUGUCUGUGGUAAAGAAAUGUGCAGAUUUAUCAAAUCAUAGCACGAGGCUCUAUGUCUUCAUCAUAGAACUGCUGAAUUUACGUGCUUUGGAGUUCUGGAUUCGUCAUUUGUACAGUUGUGCAGACAUUGUCGGGGACCAUUAUCACCAAUGGGGUUUCAUUUCUCUGGCUCAGAGGCCAAUGUAUGGACCACUGUUCCAGGAGCUGCUCCUUUUGCUUCAGCCACUUUCCUCGCUACCCUUUGACCUUGAUGUGCCAUCUAAAACUCACAUUCAAAAUGAGCAAAAGCAAGACCAGACAGCAACCUUGCCUCAUAUGCUUCUCGCUCAGUCAUCUCAAAUGCUUCAGAUGAGCUCUAUACAGAGGAACGCCGAGAGUGAUGUCUCAAGAAACAAGGUAACAAGCGGGUAUUGGCUCGACCAGACUCCCACUUCAGCGUGUGAAUCGACUGUCUGCUAUUCUGACUGUACACAUAAGAAAGAGGAUAAAGAAACCAGAAUGGAAAAGAAUGACAUUCCAGAGUCUACACAAAGGUCUCAGGAUGACAAAUCCUUGAGCACACUGCGUUGGGCCAGACUUUUUGGGUCUGUAGGUGGAACCACAGUUGGGCCAACAAAAGCACAAAAGAACAUAAGUGGAAGCAUGAGGCGGCCCUCAGAAUGGCUGAAGAUUGUUGCAUCACAAGUGGACCUGCUUGCACAGUCAGUGUGGACAGGGAAACGGUCAGAGAGCAUUAAAGUGAACCACGACAGAGAUUCAGCAAAUACAGAGCAUAUACUGAAUCUAUACUGAGCUGUAGU